CAGUCGCACGCCGACACUAGUGCAGCACGGACGCUAGGCGAGCCGUCAUGAUCCUGGGAGCGGAUAUCUUUACAGGCAUGAUAUGAUGAGGAGCAGCUCGUAGCAGCAUGGCGGGGAUGCCCAUACUCGGUAAUGCUGUGGGAGCUGGUGAGCUACCUGAAGAUGGAAGCAACAGGUCUUCAAGUAGUGGCUCGCGACGCGGGUCUUCACCUCUUCGGUCUCAAGAUCAUGAAGUGGAUGUCUGUUGCCAUCGCCCUGACCUGACCAGUGCCCUACCUCUACGGAGACCCCAAUACCAGCAUGAUAUAUUCAGCGAUAAUAAAGUCUCGUCUAUGGUUUCGCUGAGUGGCGCUGGUAUUGUGACCCACACAGCCCCAUCGUACGAUGAACAACGAGCCAGUCCUGCCCUACUGACGCGUCACACCGGAACUCCUGGAGGACGAAGCGUAAGGGAUGAUGGCUAUUGCUCUGCAAGUAGUACUCCCAGAGCAUUCGAUCACAAAGCGACUAAAACCUCUGUUGUAAUUCUUCCAUGUUAUAAAAAGGAGCCUAAAAUCGAAAUAGAAGACGAGUUUUUUAAAGAAAAUAGCAGUAGAAGGAUUAGAAAAAGUAGCGUUAAGCCAAAUGAGGACGGGCGGGAGACGUGGGGAACUGGAGCUGACUUUCUGCUGUCCAUCAUCGGGUUUGCUGUCGACCUGGCCAACGUCUGGCGGUUUCCGUACCUGUGCUACAGAAAUGGCGGCGGUGCCUUCCUCAUUCCCUAUAUGUUAAUGUUAGUGUUCGGCGCGGUUCCUUUGUUCUACAUGGAGCUUAUAUUAGGACAAUACAACAGACAAGGUCCUAUAACGUUGUGGAAAAUUUGUCCCUUAUUUAAAGGUGUCGGGUUCUGUGCUGUGAUGGUGGCGUUCUAUGUAUCAUUUUAUUAUAAUGUUAUCAUUGGAUGGGCGUUAUAUUUCCUCGUAUCAUCAGCCAGCUCCGAGCUGCCAUGGCUUCACUGUGACAACUCCUGGAACACGGAGCAGUGCUGGGACGCGGCGCGACAGAAUACCACAACAAACAGGACCGACAUCAUUUACCAUGGACCACUGUCGCAUUUUACACCGGCUUCUGAAUUCUUUCACCGGGCGGUCCUUGAGAUGCAAUACUCGGAAGGGUUGAACGACCUCGGCUUUCCCAAAUGGCAAUUGGCAAUGUGUCUGGCUGUCGUCUACGUGACCUUGUAUUUGUCUCUUUUCAAAGGUGUUAAAAGUUCUGGUAAAGUUGUAUGGCUCACAGCAACAAUGCCAUACGUUGUACUCUCGAUACUGUUGGUGAGAGGACUUCUGUUGCCAGGGGCUACACGAGGCAUCGCUUAUUACUUAAAACCAGAACUGUCACGACUUAAGGAUACGCAGGUUUGGGUUGAUGCAGCUGUACAAAUCUUCUACUCAGUUGGCGCUGGUUUUGGAGUCCAUCUUUCAUAUGCAAGCUACAACACCUUCCACAAUAAUUGCUACAGAGACUGCCUGAUAACGACAUUGGUGAAUUGCUUUACGUCAUUCUUCUCCGGUUUUGUGAUCUUUACGUACUUGGGGUUUAUGUCUCACAAACAAGGAGUUCCUAUUUCGUCUGUUGCUACUGAAGGACCUGGUCUGGUGUUCCAAGUCUACCCCGAAGCGGUGGCAACUCUUCCUGGAGCCAGUUUGUGGGCUAUGCUUUUCUUCUUCAUGUUAAUCAUGCUGGGCUUAGAUUCAGGGAUGGGUGGACUGGAGUGUGUCAUAACAGGCCUGCUGGACGCAGCUCGAGCCAGCGGAGCUCAUCAUCUUCGCCGAGAGCACUUCACGCUGGUGGUUGUCUGUGUGUCCUUCUGUGUCGCCUGUAUCAAUAUCACUCCGGGAGGAAUCUAUAUGUUCCAUCUGUUGGACACGUACGCUGCGGGCAUUUCUCUGUUGUGUUCAGCGCUUUUUGAAGCUGUCGCGGUUUCUUGGUUUUACGGUCUUAAGAGAUUCUCCGACGACGUCGAGGAAAUGCUGGGGUUCAGACCUGGUCUCUAUUGGAGGAUAUGCUGGAAAUUCAUUAGCCCCACUUUUAUUAUUGGGGUCGUUGUAUUUGGUCUACUGUAUCAACAGCCGUUACAGUAUCAGCACUACACAUACCCUCACUGGGCGGAGGUGCUGGGCUGGGGUCUGGCGUGCUCAUCCAUACUCAUGAUACCCAUCGUUGCUGUCUACAAGUUGGCAACAACUUCAGGAAACUUCAAACAAAGGCUGGCUUGCUGCAUAUCUCCGGAAUCAGAACAUGAAGCAAUCCGAAGUGGUGCUCCGAUAACUCGCUUCUCUUGGCGACACUGGCUCUAUAUUUAAGCUUUUUGCUUUAGCUUUCUGGUUAUGGUUUGUAAAGUGUGCAGUACAGUUGUGUGAACUAUUGUGAUAGCUCACUGCUAAGAUUAAUUCUUUUCAUGAAUCUUAUUAUACCUUGUGCAGUGAGCUGACGUAUCUCAGGCGUUUGAAGAAUUGGAUUUGCCAAAGAGAUGCUACGUUUAUUAAAAAACCACAUUCAGAGAAGAUGUGUAACGGGGUUUCAUCUGGACUAUUUCAGAAACAACCCUCUCUGCAAUCUCUGAGGCCUAAGAUUGAGAGGUGUUGAUUUAAACUGCAGUGCCCGUUUGUAUCCUGGUUAGAGUGCGUAAGAUUUCCCUAUUUAGCCCUAGUGCCUCAUGUCCUGUUAGUGUGCUUUUAGAAGUAUCCAUAUUUGGGACAGCGUGGUGGAUGCUCAAAUCCUUGUCAUGUACAUAUAUAUGUAGCUAGUUCAAGUCAAACGCUUUAGCAAGGGGCUGCAGGUUGUUCGUAGUUAAAGUUCAUUGAAGAUGGGGUUCUGUUCGCAGGUAUAAAUAAGACAAGUUGAAAGGUUAUUGUUUGGGGCCAUCACAUUUAUCUUUUGUUGUUUAGCUUUGUCAAAAAUGUAUAAUAUUAUUAUGUGGUAGGUAUAUUGUCAAAGCCGUGAUAUUCAAUGGACAUAUGCUAUGAUGGAUAGCCGUCAAUGGACUUCAUAUCUUACAAUUUAAAGGUCUGGUUUUAUUGACAUUGUAAUGUCACGGGUAACUUCAUACUAGAGCGCCCGAAUCAAUGCACGUUCUUUAUAAUUAUCUGUCUAUCUACAUAUGUACAAUGAAAAUGGUCUUUCUUUGAGGCUCUUUCAAGCCUAAACCACUCAUUGUAUCGACAUGAAACUACCACCAUUCGAUGCGAAAUUUAUCCUAGAUGGCUAUUUAUUUUUUUAUUGUACUUGUAAUAAAAUGAAUAUAAUUUAAUUUAUUAGUAUCUUUAUUUAUAAUAUUUUAAAAUUCGCCCAGCGAAGCAGGCGGGAAAUUAUAUAAUUAAGUAUUCAAUACACUGUAGCUAGGUAGAGACUUGGCUGAAGAUCCUACCUCCCAGGAACCGAUCCAUAAACACGAAAAAAAGUAGUGUUUGUUUUUUAGUUUUGUGUAGUAGUUGCUAACAAAAAUGAAGUGAUAUGUUAAUGUUAAAUUAACAAAUGGUGAUAUAUAACUACGUAAUAAAAUAUUUUAAAAUUAUAAAUUAUUGUUUUAUGUUAACAGUUAUAACGACUAACCAAACUCUGCUAUCACUCAUAUAUACUGCCCGCGCAAGGCGACUGUCAAGAUCGAUCGAGGUGUCAUAUUAAUUCGCUCGGCUUGUUUAAGUAUUAUUAUUCAACUUUCAUACCUGUGACAUAAUAAUAUAUAUCAUCCACAAAAUUCUUUAAAAAUCAUAAAAACAGUUAAAUAUUUGCACAAAAAAGAUUGUGUGAUAGUUGGUGGACUGUCAGUGUGUAGUAAAAAAUAACAGUUUAAGUAACAGUUACUUAGAAAAUGUAUGUUCUAGCGAAUUUCGACCUUCUUGUUUAUUAUGACAGUAGGAAAAUGACAAUUAGAGUGGGUCACGAUUAUUUUUGUCGAUAGCACCUACAAGAAUCCUUUAUUGGUAAUGAUAUUAUUUUCAGACAUUAUGCAUAUUCUGUCGCAUAUGAAUGUAUAAUAAACUAAUUCUUAAGAUGUUUGCUAAUACAAUAUGUUUGUAUUGGUUCCUUGUAUAGAAAAUAUUUUGAUAAUAAAUCAUAUAGUUUAACGUAGGAAUUAUAACUAAAUGCUGUAAUGCUUUCGUUGUCUAUGUAAUAGUUCUAUAGGUUAUUAUUAAAUGUAAUAUAUAAGUCAAUACAAUAUAUAGGUAUGUUGAACAUCAUGUAUUAUAUAUAAAAAUAUCGAGUUGUAAAUCUCUGUUAUACAAACUGCAAAAUAAGUAGAUGUAUAUAUUUCUUGGCUAUUAUGUUACAGAACGGAGCUUUUUAUUUAUAUAUUUAAUUGAGGGCCAUUUAAAAAUGAUCUCUCGUGUGAAAUUUUAAUAAAAUCUGUGACGUUAACAAUAAUAAUAUGUAUUUAACCAAAUAAACAGCUUAUAUUUUCAUAAAAUAAAAAAAAUAUUAUUGUUCAGCAUAAAUUGUUAGCCAUUAAGCAUAUAUUCUUCGUAUUUAUAGUUAUUAUUGUAUUGGUAGACGUAUUUUACUACCUCAGAAUCUUUUGACGUGAUACCGUCUUUCUUAAGGCGACACUAAAUGCCAGCGACCUUGAGCGAUAUGAGUUCACGGCUGCCGGGCCGCCAUCUAUGUAACAAAGCCAAUAUUUUCAAAAUUAUUGGAUGGAAAACAGUUUAUAUACUUACAAUCCUCGUUAUUCACUACUAAUCUCAAUAAAUGAACCUACACAAAAAAGUACAAGCUAUAAGAAUAACUUUUCUGAGAGAAGUACCAAAAAAAAUGCGUCACGCCAUGCUAAAAAACUUGUUUAACUUCAAAGAAAAGUGGUAGUUCAAAAAGGCUCGGCAGUGUUUACUAUAACCAACAGCAAGCAUUAGCAAGCUACAAAUAAGACUUAAGGAUAUGUGUAACAGGAUUAAGUAGUGCUUAUAGCUCGAAAUGGUAUACUUUCACCACAAAACAUGUCUAAAAACACCAUGUUUGCGUGUAUUCUGCUUACUCUUUGCCUUAAGGGAUUCUUUUUAUAGAAUUUAUUUAUAUUUGUGACUAGUACGCACAAUUAAUGUAAUUACCUUCAACAAGAAAAAUCACACUUUUUCUUGCGUUCCGCUAUGAGUGUAUAUUCUUCUUCUUCUCGUGCCUCUCCAUUACUGGAGGUCAGCAGUCAGCUUUUAAAACUUCUCCUUGUCCAUGGCUAAGCGGAAUAGUUCUUGGACUGUCUUGAUGCCAGUCCAUUCCCUUAUAUUUCUGGGCCAAGACUUCUUUUCUUCUUGCAGCAUCUGUUUUUCCCAGCAAUUUUUCCCAUCAAAAUAGUUUGCAGCACGCGGUAGCCAUCGUUGCGUAGUAGAUGACCCAGGUACGAGAUCUUACGCUGUUUGAUCGUUCUUACUAAAUCGAUGUUCUUUUGCAUUCAGACGAGGACCUCUGCGUUAGACACUUUAGCCGUCCAACUUAUGCGGUGCAUUCUCUGAUACGUUCACAUCUCAAAAGCUUCAAUAUUUUUACGUAUGUCUUCUACUAAGGUCCAUGCCUCACCACUGUAUAAAACAUGAGAUUCAGAGAAAGUUGACGGCUGUAAAGAACUUUCCUCAUCUUCAUAAAAGAUGCGCGAGCAAUUUCUAUGCGAGCUCGGAUCUCCAUUUUGCUUUUCCAUUAGUCUGUUAGCCAUGACCCAAGAUAUUUGUACUUGUCAACUCUCUCCAAGAUCUUCAGUAUAUGUGACGUCAACUGUGGCUUCCCAGAAAUGACUAUAUAUUUUGUUUUUGACACAUUCAUGCUUCACCCUACUUUUUCACUGCACUCGUUUACGCUAUUAGGACAGUAUCACACAGUAAAGUCAGCAUACCAUAGAUUAUUAAUUAUGAGUGUAUAUACAAAUUUCGUACGUAUAGAUAGAUUAUCGUUAGCUUGCUGUUGCCACAUGAGCAACUAGGUACAGAGACAAAUCUUUUUAGGAGCGGGCAAUCUUGAAUCUUUGAUCAUCGAUAUCAAAUAAGCCUAGAUACAAGAUUACAUCCAAAGGAACAGGUAACGGUGGUGAUAAAGAUGCAUUAUAAAAAUUUUUUUGGUGUACAAAAUUUUAGCUCAAUCAGAUAAGCGGCAAGUGUGUUAAACAUUACUUGCAGUAUUUGAACUUAAAUAUGGUGAAAACAUACCCUGAUGUACUUUCUUCCCAUAACCGAAAGGAUCAUACAUAUAUACCUAAAUAUCAAUUUCAACAGUUCAAAAUAUGAUACAUUUUUAUUUUUUCUCGUAUUAUUCAUGCAUGCAAUACAGUAAACCACCAUAUUAAUAAUAGAAUAUUUUUAUGUUCAAAUAUUCAAGCUUGCUAUUAAUAAAACAACACCAAACCUGGUAAAAACCAGUUUGGGCCAACAAGUGGCCAAUGGACACUCACACAUGCCACAGAUUAUUGUAGUAGUGCAAACAUUUCGUGUUGUUGUAGGAAGCUUUCUCUCUGUACCUGUUUUAUUUACUCUUGUGCUAUUGCUUACAACCUACAGCAGAAUUAUAAGUGAAAAACCGCGUAGGUAAUGUAGAUAUUAUUAUGAAAAAUAAUAAAACAUAUUCAAGAAUUAUCCCAUAAUAUUAUUUAUAUGAAUAUACCUACGUAGAAUUAGAAUUAUUAAAAUACAUUAUUAUGUGUAGCUAAAUAUAUAUCAUGAUGUUAGUUGUGACAAUUUAAAUGUAACAUUUAAAUGAUAUGUUAUAUGUAAUCGCUCCAGGAGAGU
This is a messenger RNA of Leptidea sinapis, 6743 nucleotides long. RefSeq names its product sodium-dependent noradrenaline transporter-like. The transcript has 21 exons. Lineage: Eukaryota; Metazoa; Arthropoda; Insecta; Lepidoptera; Pieridae. Gene Ontology annotation, cellular component: neuron projection; presynaptic membrane; neuronal cell body membrane. The record is from RefSeq and is a predicted model, not a curated record. The coding region runs from base 108 to 2342 and encodes 744 amino acids. Gene Ontology annotation, biological process: sodium ion transmembrane transport; dopamine uptake involved in synaptic transmission. Gene Ontology annotation, molecular function: dopamine:sodium symporter activity.